AUGCCCGCAAGCUUUUUCAGCUGCUUACGUGCCCGCGUAAUUGCCAUUGACUCGCUUCUGUGCGUAGGUCUGGAUCCACAUGUAGCAGAACUGAAUGAACCAACUGCUGCUGCCGCACAAGCUUUCUGCACACGUAUUAUUGAGCAAACACACCACGUCACAGCCGCCUAUAAGCCCAACUCGGCGUUCUUCGAAGCCUUUGGUGCUGAGGGCAUCACAGCGCUUCACGCUGUCAUCAAGUCGAUUCCUGAUGGAAUUCCGGUGGUGCUGGAUGCUAAACGAGGUGACAUUAGCACCACAGCGGCUGCUUAUGCUGCUUCGACCUUCGACACGCUGGAGGCACAUGCCAUUACGUUGGCUCCGUACAUGGGCCAGGACUCUAUUGAUCCAUUUGUGCGCGGUCAUCCCGAGCGUGGAUGCUUUGUGCUGUGUAAGACGUCAAAUUCCAGUGCCAACGAUUUUCAGACGCUGUCUAUUGGAUCUCGCGCGCUAUAUGAGGAAGUAGCGGCUAAGUGCGAGCAGUGGAACUUGGAGGAUAACGUUGGCCUCGUUGUGGGAGCUACAGACAUUGAGGCACUUUGUCGUGUGCGUGCGGUGACGCCCAAGUUAUGGAUUUUGGCACCCGGAAUCGGCGCUCAGGGUGGCAACCUGAAGGAGGCAGUGACUGCUGGUCUGUCUGCGGAUGGAUUUGGUCUGCUAGUACCCGUCUCACGCGGUAUUUCUAAGGCUGCUGAUCCCAAGGAAGCUGCUGAAUCUCUGCGAGACGCCAUCAACGCUGUUCGCAGGACCAAAGUGGUUGCUGCCACGGCGACUGGAACCACCUCGAGCGCAAACGAAUUCAUUAAGUUGGCAUUGUCAUUUGGUGUGCUUAAAUUCGGCGACUUCAAAUUAAAGUCAGGACGCCAAAGCCCAUAUUUCUUUAACGCCGGUUUGUUUCAUACGGGCCGCGCACUCAGCCAGCUUGGCAAGUUUUACGCACAGGCUAUUCACGACAGUGGCGUGGAAUUUGAUGUGCUAUUUGGCCCUGCUUACAAGGGUAUUACUCUUGUUGCCGCUGUAGCCAUUGCCUAUGCUGACCUGUACGACGUUGAUAUUCCCUUUGCGUACAACCGUAAGGAGGCUAAGGAUCAUGGUGAAGGCGGCGUACUUGUUGGUGCAGACAUGACUGGAAAGAAAGUGCUGAUCAUCGACGACGUGAUUACGGCCGGUACUGCUAUUCGUGAGGCAUUUGAGAUUGUGAAAAAUACAAAUGCACAGGUCUCAGGUAUUUGUAUCUCGCUGGAUCGUCAGGAAAAGGUCUCAGUGGAAGAUACACGUUCGGCCAUUGAUCAGGUCAAGGAGAGUUUUUGCAUUCCUGUUGUGAGCAUUGCGACAUUGGACAAUCUUGUGAGCUUUCUUGAGACCGUGGAUCCAAUGACGGAUGUCAAUGCUUCAUACUUACCGGUGAUUCGCGCUUAUCGUGCUGACUACGGUGUGUCUCAAUAG
This is a messenger RNA of Peronospora belbahrii, 1485 nucleotides long. The record is from the annotation of a GenBank genome assembly. NCBI's taxonomy places the organism in Eukaryota, Oomycota, Peronosporomycetes, Peronosporales, Peronosporaceae.